Ascochyta rabiei is the source of this 210-nucleotide messenger RNA. RefSeq lists its product as uncharacterized. Bases 1 to 210 code for a protein of 69 amino acids. NCBI's taxonomy places the organism in Eukaryota, Fungi, Ascomycota, Dothideomycetes, Pleosporales, Didymellaceae. Gene Ontology annotation, biological process: protein targeting; post-translational protein targeting to membrane, translocation. Gene Ontology annotation, molecular function: transmembrane protein transporter activity. The record is from RefSeq and is a predicted model, not a curated record. The transcript is spliced from 4 exons. Gene Ontology annotation, cellular component: membrane; Ssh1 translocon complex.
AUGGAGAACGUCAAGGAAUUUGCUGAUAUGCCCGCUGAGUUCCUCAAGGAGGGUACUCUCUUCAUGAACCGCUGCACCAAGCCUGACAAGAGGGAAUUCAUCCGCAUCUCGCAAGCUGUCGGCAUUGGCUUCUUGAUCAUGGGUGUCAUUGGCUACAUCGUCAAGCUCGUCCACAUCCCUGUCAACAACAUCCUCGUCGGUGGCUCGUAA